AUGACGCUUUUAAUCGGUAUAGUCGCAUUUAUAUUUCUUCUACUAAUAUACAAGUUCCGAUCUAAAGACCCUAAACCUAUUUUUGGUGUUUACUCUGUGCCUGGGAAGUGGUAUUAUUUAAAAUAUGCAGUGUUCGCCGGCAUAUAUUACUAUAGAAAGUAUUCAAGUAAGGCCGCUGGUAGAGAUGGUCGUGCUGGACAAGGAAUGAAGGCUUUAGCGAACCCUGGAGAUAUGGAUCGUGCACAGAUUCUCAGCGAUCAUGCCAAGGCUUUCGACGCUGUGUUCUUUAUAUCUGCCACAGACAUCGAUGACAAAGGUGUUUACGUCAUAUCCGGUUGUGAACGUAGACCUAUGGGCAUGUGCAAUGGACUCUUCUACAUUGGGUUACCAGGCAAAGGACUGCUGUGCAGUAAAAAACUACCAGACACCGUACUUUUUGGCGCUGACAUUGGUGAAUUUGGUGCCGAGGGAAUUAAAAUGGCUCCCGUAGAACCUAUGAAGAAAUGGGCUAUAUCUUACAAAGGUCAAAUGUGGUAUCAGAACGACCCCAGCAAGACGGUAAACGUUGACUUCCAAGGCGAAUGGACAGCGACCAGCCAGUUCUUUGACUUUGACUCGGAUCUGUACCCGGCUACAGUCAUCAGAUCAAUAGCGAGAGAAACCUGGAGCAGAGACUACUUCGAAAGACUGAAGACAGCUCACCAAUCUCACUAUGAACAGUUUGGUGUCCUAAAAUGUAAUUUUAAAAUAGAUCAAGAAUCGUUCGUGUACAGCAUGCCUUCGUUUAGAGACCAUAGCUUUGGUCAGAGACGAGAUUGGAGUUUAAUGCAUCGAUAUGCGUUUCAUCACAUCUUCCUCAAAAAUGGUGUCAGUAUUAGCGUUGGUGUCAUCUGUCAACCAUCAACAGCAUCGGUAUUCGAAGCAGGUGAAGUAGCGUUACCCAACGGGAAGGUUCUGCCUAUAAAAUGGGUAGAUCUACGGCUACAUAAUCACGGAGAGAAUGGACAGGCUCCGAGAGACUAUGCCUUCAGGUUCGGGGCUGGAGAUGAACUGUAUACAGUUCAGGUUCAAGUGGAGUACGAGUCAAUACACUACGUUUCUGACGAGUGGGAAGCCCGGAUGGUGGAGCGAUUCUGCAAGUUCAUGGUGAACAAUAUGCCGGGCAGGGGAGUCUCCGAGUUCCACUACAGACAUAAAGGCGGACGACCGGAAUCUGUUGCUAAAAACGACCCGGAGUGGUACAGGAAAAUGCGUCAUAAAGCCACUGACUCGCUACCAAAUGGAGAACUUCUCUAAUAGUAGAGCAAUAACGCAACUAUUAAGAGAUUGUCCAUUAAUCACGUGAGGCUUGAAACAAUC
This is a messenger RNA of Achroia grisella, 1359 nucleotides long. RefSeq lists its product as uncharacterized. Bases 1 to 1296 code for a protein of 431 amino acids. The record is from RefSeq and is a predicted model, not a curated record. Lineage: Eukaryota; Metazoa; Arthropoda; Insecta; Lepidoptera; Pyralidae. The transcript is spliced from 9 exons.